Acanthosepion pharaonis is the source of this 3438-nucleotide messenger RNA. The record is from the annotation of a GenBank genome assembly. NCBI's taxonomy places the organism in Eukaryota, Metazoa, Mollusca, Cephalopoda, Sepiida, Sepiidae.
AUGAUUAUCAGAUACCACAUGGAAAACCCUUGCACUAGCUCCAACCCUUCUUCCUCUGCAAAAUCAAACACAGACACCCCUCACUGCCUCACAGCAAGAUCAAUCAUGUUUUCUUCCCUUAGACAUAAUACAGAUAUGUUUACUUCGGCUUCAAAUAUUAAUCCCAGUGUUUUUCCCGUAUCGACCCUCACUGACAUGUCACCUUCUCUCACAGUCAGCACUGAUAUCUACCCGGCCCAAACAAACAGCUCCAGCACUUCCUCUCAAAGUCUAGCAAUGGAAUCAGAUAACGCUGACAGUUCCUGUCCUCUGCAACAACCAGGCAUCGAUGUCUUUCUCCCACCACCUCCGCCAUUUGGUUCCUGUUCAGAUAUCUCGACCGGCCCUUCUGCCAGUUCCGAUAUUUCUUUUGCAGACGCGCCGAGCACCGAUUUGUUUUCCUCCAUGACGUCCAGCAGGGAAAGCAAUUCCUCUCCAUCUUCCUCUUCCCUUACCACCUCUUCCGAGGGAUUCCCCGGCCUUCCUCAGUCUUCGACAGACAUAUUCCACCCUCCUCCACCUCCGUUCUCCUCCAGUGCCGACGUAUUUCUCUCUCCCGCAAAUGUUUCACCCGAGAACGACACCUGUGAAACUGACAUAUUACCUUCCUCAACUAGCACGACAGACAUGUCGUCGUCUUUCUCUUCCCUCGGCACAAGUAGUUCUGAUAAUUACCCACAACUUCCUAAACAUGAUCCCGACCCUGACACCUUUCACCCACCACCUCCUCCUUUCCAGUCAUUAAGUGAAGAGAGCCCUUUACCCACAGACAAAAACUCUUAUUCUAGCGUAACAGAAAAUGCAAAUUUAUCCCAACCUAAAGUUCUGUCAAAGUCUUCGGAGCUCUCUUCUUCAGCAACGAAAAACACUAACAUUUCAUCAUAUUCUUUGCCUGAAUCAAACAGUUCUCUUCUUAAAAGUUCAGCAAAAUCAACCCCAACUUAUACUGAUGUAUGUGUCCUCAGAAAAAAAUCUUCAUCUCCUGUCAACAGAGAAAAGUUACCUGAUAUCAUCAACGACGUUCUUGGUUCCUCUCCCGUGCAUUCUGAGAUAAUGCCCAACGCGAAGAAUUUUGUCCCAGUCACGGAGAAUCGAAAUUCGUCAAGUGCAGAAACAGCUAACACUAAAACGUCAAAUGUUAACCAUAAUCUCCCUCUUUCAACCAGUACAGAACUUUUCCCUCUCUCUACACCAUCAGACUUGUCGGCUCUCUCAACAAGUGCCGGCAUCUCUCCACUCUCCUCAGCCCCUGAUAUUUCCCCCUUUCUUUCCCCAGCAAUAAGCGACUUUCCUCCUCCUCCUUCACCUCCUCUGCCUCCUCCACCUCAACUUGAUAUAGAUAUAUUUCCCAUUACUGCACCUGUAACAGAUAUAUCUUCUUCUGUCUCCCUAAGUCCUGAUAUAUAUCCUUUAACGAAUAAUACUACGGACAAUAUACCUGUUCCUGCAACUAUAAGUGACGUCUCUUCUCUAUCGACAGAUGCUGAUAUUAUUACUCAACCGAGUGCUCAAAAUUAUUUACCAACUUCCGUUCACAAUACUUCUCCACCCCAAUACCGUAAUUCAAUUUCGGAGCCCGUCUGCUCAGACACGCAUCCCUUUGCUUCCAAAACCGGCAUCACGUUUCCUUCUGAUAACCGCCCGAAAAAUGUAGACAGGUACACUUUUUCUUUCGAAACUGAAAAUUCACCCCCACCUUCUUCGAGCAGUGAUGACGAAUCCUCAUUCCCACCCUUUCCUGUCGUGGACAUUUCAUCUACCCAUCCAGUUGAUAUGGAUUUUUAUUCAAUCGCUACGAAUGUUGCUGCCCCAGACCCUCCAAAGUCAGUAAAUAGUGCCCCACCCCAAUUAAGUCAGCUUGAACUACGAACAGCCUCCGCUGAUUCAGAUCCUAAACCCCGGCCUACGGAACUAGCAUUUUCGCUGCCUGGUCGUAAAGACAACACUUAUUCAUAUACUGAUGAUAACGACAAUGUCUUGUGCCGACAGACAUACCCGCCGCCUGGACAAUCCAGUGAUAAUUUUGCUGCCCCUCUAGUCCUUCCAAAAUUUGAUAUUUCACUUUUUUGCAUUGAUGGAGAUGAUCUAACUGAUCCAAAAGAACACACACAUUUACCGAGUGCAGAGCAAUCCCAUCAAGAAUAUUGCACGGAGAAAACUUCUAUAAUUGCAAGUACAGAUAUAUACCCGUCAACUACUACGGGUACAAACGUCUUUUCUACUUCCAUAUCUAGCUCCGGUGUUUCUUUUCCUUCUCCGACCCACACAGAUAUCCCAUGCGCCAUAAUAGACAUACACGCGUCGAAAGAAGACGAUACCAGCUCACAAUUGUCAGUUCUCUUAGACGAUAAUAAUAACAACAAUAAUAACAAUAAUGAUGAUGAUAAUAAUAAUAAUAAUAAUAACAGUUAUAAUAAUGUUCAGUCAAAACCUGCAAUUCAAGAUGAAGAUUUUGGUUCCGAUUCUUCUAACUCUUCAGAAAGUUCUUCGUUACCACCGAGUGAAGAUAUUUAUCCUCAUUCUCUUACUAGUACCGAUUAUUCCCUUUUGUCUCGGGAGACGACAAAUAUAUCCUCGUCUCUUAGUGCUGAGACAUUCUUUACAUCCACCAGUAUGGAGAAUUAUCCAGUAAACAACAGUGAUUUGUCUCCUGCUACUGAUGUAUCUUCGCCAUCUUCAGAUACCUCCUAUUUUACAACUUGUGCGUCUCCGAUGAGAGACAAGGUCUUUCCCGAUAUAACUAAUAACAAUUUCUCUCUCUCGAGCACAUCUUCUUCAACAAAUACGGACGUUAUUAGUCCAUCCAGUAUUCUUUCUUCUCCAGCAAAUAAUAUAAUUUCAGAUGAAGAAAAACCAAUUACAGCAGCAAAAACUGACAACUCUCUUGUGAUACCAAAUAUCUUUAUUGUUGAGAACAUCACUGGUAAAAACUAUUUGUAUCUGCAAGUACCAUUACUUUUUUUCUACAUCUAUCUAUCUAUCUAUCUAUCUAUCUAUCUAUCUAUCUAUCUAUCUAUCUAUCUAUCUAGUAGAGCUUUUGAAUUCUUCUUAAUUAAUCUCUUUCUUAUUAUUUCUCUUUUAUUUUGCUCUCUCUCUCUCUCUCUCUCUCUCUGCAUUUCUCUCUUUAACACUUCUCUUCCACUUGCAUUUCUCUCUCUUGCUUCUCUUUCACUUGCAUUUCUCUCUUUCACACUUCUCUUUCUCACCUCUCUUUCACUUAUAUUUCUCUUUUUCACCUUUCUCUUUCACUUGCAUUUUUCUCUCUCACCUCUUUCACUUGCAAUUCUCUCUCUCACACUUCUCUUCCACUUGCAUUUCUCUCUCACACAAUUCUCUUUUUCACCUGCAUUUCUCUUUCUCCUCACACUCUUUCACUUGCAUUUCUCUCAUCUCUCUUAA